UGUUGCCUCUGUGCUGAGACCUGCAAACUCUCCAAACCAAUCACUGACCUACCCCUUGGAAGCCUCCAAUCAGAAACAUCCCACAACUUCUCCAUGAGAACUCUCCCAGUGCAUAAGUGCCCACUCUCAAUGCUUCUUCCCUGAUCCUAUACAGCGCUGCAGCUCACUGUUCCAUGCUUUUCUUAUUUUCUUUGCCCUCUUCAAGCCUGGGUGUCUCCACUUAGAGUUGGACCUUUUCUCCCCCUCUUCCCCAGGACUAACGUGUGGGAAGAAGAGUAACUCUUGAAGGAGGCAGGAUGGUGAGGGGAGCACUGCGCUCCUGGCAAUCUUGGCGCUUCGUAAUCCCGGGACUUCAUCACCAGCAACAAAUCACAUUUCCCUUGGGAAGGCUGAUAAGAAUCCAGAAGCUUGGUGUGGCCAAGUGUGGUAGUCUUUAAAACAUUCCCAGUCCUUUCACCAACCCUUUCCUUCCGCCACUACUCAUUGGAGACUGCUUUGGAAUCCAAGAAGGGGGUCUGCUGAAUGUUGGAAAGCAUGUAUCAUCCCAGCUGGAGCAGUCUGCAGGCUUUAAAGUCUCUUCACCAUGUGGAUGUACCAGAGAAAUGACCUGCCCGGACAAGCCAGGCCAACUCAUAAACUGGUUUGUCUGCUCCUUGUGCAUCCCAAGGGUGCUGAGGCUUUGGAGUAGCAGACGCCCGAGGACCAGGAGGAAUCUGUUGCUAGGGACCGCCUGUGCUCUCUACCUGGGCUUCCUGGUGAGCCAGGUUGGGCAUGUGUCACCCCAGCAUCGAAGGGCUCCAGAAAAGGGGCCCUACCCGAACGUGGAUGCUCCUGGGACCCCCUUUCUGGAGCUGCCCUUGGAUGGAACACUGGCACCCCCUGCGAGCCAAGGAAACGGGACCACCCUGCAACCCAAUGUGGUAUAUAUCACCCUACGCUCCAAGAGGAGCAAACCCGCUAACAUUCGAGGUACAGUGAAGCCCAAGCGCAGGAAAAAAUAUGCCCUGGCCUCCUUAAAUCAGAGACAGGAAAUGUGGACUAAGCCGUCCAUCCAGCCCCAUGGGCCGCUAGUGGCAGCCGAGGCUGAUGUCCCUGGGAUUCCCCACAAGGAAGAAGUGGACAGGGGCUGGGGCCGCCCUUGGAGACUGGCCCAGGGACCAGACCUCCAACUGCCCAGGACCGUGGAGAGCAACAUUAGGAUAUACAGUGAGAGCGCUCCCUCGUGGCUGAGCAAAGAAGACAUCCAGGGGAUGCGUUUGCUGGCUGACAGUGCUAUUGGAGACAUCCAAGAAUUGCCGUCCCAGACUGGGGCCCGCUUGCUGGUGCUGGAGGGGAGCUCGAAGAACAAAUGGCCUUCUUGCGACUCCAAUCCCUGUGGCUUGCUCAAGAGACCCUUGGACAUGAGUGAGGUGUUUGCUUUCCACUUGGAUCGGAUCCUGGGACUCAACAGAACCCUGCCAUCUGUGAGCAGGAAGUCUGAGUUCAUUCAAGAUGGCCAUCCCUGCCCUGUGAUUCUCUGGGAUUCAUCACUGUCUCCAACAUAUAAUGGAAGUCAUUCUUCCGUUUCACUCACUUGGGGUACUUAUCAACAAUUACUCAAGCAGAAGUGUUGGCAAAAUGGUAGAGCACCCAAAGCUGAAUGGGGAUGUACUGAAGUACAUCAUCAUGAAUGGUCUAAGAUGGCACUUUUUGAUUUUCUGCUUCAGAUCUACAACCGCUUAGAUGUAAACUGCUGUGGAUUCAGACCCCGGAAGGAGGAUGCCUGUGGUCAGAAGGGAGUGAGACUGAAAUGUGAUAAUCAAGAUACUGUGGAGCUAACACACAUUGUUCAAAGAAAGCAUGACCCAAGGCAUUUGGUCUUUAUAGACAAUAAAGGUUUCUUUGACAGAAGUGAAGAUAAUUUAAAUUUCAAAUUAUUAGAAGGAAUCAAAGAGUUUCCUGAGUCUGCAGUUUCAAUUCUGAAGAGUCAGCACUUAAGGGAGAAGCUCCUUCAAUCCUUGUUUCUUGACAAAGUUUAUUGGGAAAGCCAAGGAGGUCGACAAGGAAUAGAAAAACUUAUUGAUGUAAUAGAACAGAGGGCCAAGAUUCUUCUCACCUACAUCAAUGCACAUGGAGCCAAAGUUUUGCCUAUGAAUCAGUGACUUUGAAAGGCUUUUUAUUAAUGUUAGAAUUGGGACAAAAGUAUUAGAACAUGGAAAUAUUUGUGUACUUCUACAAGAGUCUGUAGAAAUGUGUCUGAAAAUAUUCUGUCUUCACAGAAAAUAUCCACUUUUCUCUUUCUACAUAUAUAUUGAACUGGACCCAGUAGAAUGUAAGCUCUUUGAGAGCAGGAGCUGUUUUUUUUUUUUUGUUUUGUUUUGUUUUGUUUUGUUUUUGUUUUUGUUUUUGUUUUGUAUUUCUGAUAUCCUAGAUUUGUUGCCUUGUACUUUUUAAUCUUUUUUGGUAUUGGAGGUAUUGGAUUGGCCUAAAUACUUGAUUGCAGAAUUGUUUCAAAGGUUAGGUGAUCUAAUUUUAGUCAAAUCAUUUUUAACAUUGACUAAGUUCAGUUCAAUUAAACUCAACAAAUCUUUUUUGUACUUGUUAUAUGCGAAGCACUAUAGUACGCACUGAGAAUAUAAAACUAGAAACAACAAAGUCCUUAUCUUGAAGGUGCUCAUGUUGGUUUCUUUGUUCAGUAGAGGAAAUCCAGAUAUAAUAUAUUGGCCAUUUCUAAAAUGACACCAUAAAGAAAGCUCUUUAUUACAGUGACCAAAAAUUACCUUUGUUUUUGGAGCCUUUUGUCUUUCUAGGGUUUGAGGAACCUUGGGUUAAUGAACCUUCCAUUCAAAACAGAAAUGCUUAAAGAAUAUGCUCACUAUCUCAGCACUGGAAAAUGCAUAUCCAGAAUUCACAAAAAAUUAAAAGAUUUCAGUAAUGUCCUGAAUAGAUCCAAUGUAUCAUUUGUAAAAACAGUACAUUCCCUGACAUUUCUACUAAAAACCCUGCCACACCUAUAGCAAAAGCAGAAUAUUCUCAGACCUUUUGGAAAUAAAUUGUAUUUCAAAUCUGACUAUAAUUAUAACUUGUUUCUUUCUAAAAAGAGAUCUAAAUUAUAUCUUGUGACUUGGAAUCAAAUGAUUCUUAGAUUGAUUAUUUAGAAAUUAUACACACACAUACAUAAGGACACAUCCAUAAGAAGGAUUUUCUUUUUCUUUUUAGGGACAGAGAAAUAAUUUAAUUUGUCAAUUUUUUGAAGGAUAUAUACAAUGAAGCCAGAUUUAAAAUGAAAAAUUUCUUCAGAUUUUGUUAGAAUGACAAUAAAUAUUUGAACCUAGUCCAUGUCACCAGAAACAUCUAAACCUAUUUCAUUGCUAUCAAAGAGAAAAUAUCAUGAAUUACAGAGAUUUUUGUAAUGUUUUCUUAUCACAAUUCUGAUCUCAAGGCUAGUUCCCAUCCCUUUUUCAAUGUCUUACCUCAUUCCAUUUAUAUUAACAUGGAUGAAUCUAAGCAUCUAGAAAGGGAAGAAAAUAAUCAUUUAUGUAAUGCCUACUAUGACCCAGGUACUAUGCUAAAUGCUUUUUUACAAUUUUACAAAUUAUCCCAUUUGAUCCUCACAACAACAAUAUGAGGUAGGUAAUAUUAUUCUUCUCAUUUGAUAGUAGAAAAAAGUGAUUAUUGAGUCUCACUCCCUUUGAAUAUUUUGAAGAAUAAAGUAAGCAUUUCUAUAGUCACCCCUAAACUUUAUUUUAAAAAUGAUUUUGGAAGGGCUACGCUUUUUAAGCUUCUUUUGGUUUACUUGAGAAAUUACUUGAUAUAUCGAGAAUUUAUUUAAGAAUUGUUUACAAAAAUGCCACUCCAUGCCUGAAUGCUGUACCCUGCUCUGUAAGUGUUCCUCAUUUUUUCCCUCUUAAAAAUGAUUAGUUAGCAAUAUUAAUAACAUCAGCAAUCACAUUUUAAUGAAGUAAAAGAUGAGUUUUCAACUGUAGAUUGAUUUUAAUGUCUAUCUGCAGCAAUUUAAAAGACAAAUAUAUUAAAUGCAAGAAAAGAUGGGAGGAAAGAUAUUAUUGGAUCUUAUAGUAUUAGGUUUUUAAGACAUUGAUUCAUACAUUACUUUCAAUAGAUGCCUGCUUCUUAAUGACAAUUGCCCUUGGCAAAAUAGUGAUUGAAGUUUGUCUUCAGCAUUCCUAUUUAUUCUUAUAUCCCUUAGUUCUGUUUCCUCAAAUAUUUUAUAGCUGUGUGAUCCUGGAUGAGUCACUUAACCACUUUGAUCACCAGUUGUUUUUCAUCUAUAAAAUGAUGAGUUUAGACUUGAUUUCUAAGAUUGUUUUUUUUUUUUUUUAGCUUUAAGUCUAGGAUGUGUGAUCCUGUGAUCUAGGGAAGUGCUGGUCAGGGAAAUGUAUUUUGGUGUGAUAAGAUGCAAGGAUGGUGACUUGAGACACAAGACAAUUGUUUAACUUACCACUUUGAGAAUCAGUGGUGAUAUUGAUUUAAUUUAGAUUUCCAGAGUGAAAGGGGGAAAAUGUGGGCAAGGAUUCAAUUUGAUGGAGGAACUUUUCUCAAUGGAGUGUUCAGUACACAGAACCAAAUAAACUCCUGGUUUGAAACAUUAUCUGUUGUAGGUGACAUAUUUGAAAUUUCAAUAGAGGAUUUCUGGAAAUCAAAUAUUUCAGUCCAAAGGAGUAAAUGUAAUGGUGGCAAUUCCAAACAACAUGGAUGGCUAUUGUGAGACAUAUUUGACAAACAAUUUUUUUGGUGCCUUGUAAGUAUUGUAUUGAGGGUGGCCCUCUCUUCCUAUCCAUAAGGGGGCCCAGAUUAAUCUAAAUGCUUAAUGUAUAAUUUGAAGCAAAUAAAUACAAGUUGCAGGAGCAUCUGUUCAUUUCAGAUGUCCUCACUCUUUUAUUACCUAUUUUAUUAAAAUGAAAUUGGUGAAUAAUUCAUGAUGUAUUAUUUAUGAAUAAUGAAUUGCUAAAGGCCAAGCUUUUAAUUCUCAGAGCUAAUGUCCUUCAUUUUUCUUCCUGAAAGCAAAAAUGGUGUUAAUAAUGAGAAAACUCUGCUUAUUUCUAAUGAAUUUAGUUCCUUCCUCUGCGGUUUGAUUCAUAUCAGCACAUUCCCUGGCUUACUUAUAAGCUGGUAACAAAAUUGAAAGACUUGAUUAAGCUCAGCAGAAAGAUAUGGCAAGUAAGGAAUCUUCUUGAAAGAUUCAUUUUGUUUAAAUGGAUGAUGUUUUAAGGUGACUAAUCUAUCUUUUCAAGACUUGGAAUAAAAUAGAUGAGAUGUUUUUCAAAUAGUGGUAUUCCUUUUCCAUCGGAGAGAGACUUAGUUUAACACAUUUCAUGUAAAUGAAUGUUCAAUCUUUAUUCACCACUGAAUUGAACCUGCCAGCUAUCAGUCGAUCAGAAUGUGUGCCAGGUAUGUAGAUAUUUGACAUUUUCAUCUAUAGAAAGCUUUAGGCUUUUAAAUCCAUCCUAAAGUAUUUGAAAGGCUGCCAUAUGGAGAAGGGACUAGAUUUAUCUCAUUUGGCCCCAGAAGACAAAACCAGGAGCAAUGAAGAGUGGUUCCAAGGAGGACAUUUUUGGCUUGAUGUCAGGAAACACUUCCUAGCAAUUAGAGCUAGCCAGAAAUGGAAGAAGUCAUCUGGAGGGGGCAGUUCCUUUUUUUUUUUUUUUUUUUUGGCAAUUGUAGUUAAGACUUUAAUUCCUAGUAAAUGUCUGAAGCCAGAUUUGAACCCAGUUCCCCUUAACUUCAAGACCAGUACUCUAUCCACUUUUGCUACAUAGAUGAACUGGUUCUUCCUCAUACGUAGUAGUUGUUAUGAUCCCUUGUUGGAUCUGUGAUGCUGGAUCCUUUUGAAUAUAGUCUGGAUUGUACCAGAUGGCCAAUAAGGUUCAUUUAGUGGUAUAGUUCUAUGAUUUGUCAGUCUAUAUGCUCUAGUGUACAAAAUGGUAUACAGCAAAUUAAAUUACAUUGUAAACUGCUUAGAGUCUGAGUGUAUAAUUUUAUGCCUUCAGGGUGACAUGAACACUUAUGUUUACAAGCUCUCUUUUAGCAUCAAUAUUUAUUGAGUUUAUUAGGUACUGGUGGAACUUUCCAGAGCAUAAGAAGACAUGGUCUUUAACCUCAAAGGGUUUACCAUCUGUUAAACUGUGUAAUUAUCUGAUUGAUGUUGCUGUGCUUUUAAAUGUCUGGGGCCACUACAAGCGGGAUGUAUUGAAUUAAAAAAAAAAGACAGAUAUAGACAUAUUGCUAAACUGUCCAAUGAAAUCAAACAAUGCUCAUUUGAGUAAAGGGCAAAUAAAGGCAGAGCCAGACCAAGUUUCAUUACUGAAGGAGUAAAUGUGCUAUGGAAUAGGAAAAUCCAUGGAAUAACAGGGACUAAGCUAGAGAUUGUAAAGGUCACAGGAACUUUAGCACUCAUUUAAUCUAAUCCAUUCAUUUUAUAGAGCAGGAAAAGGAGAACCCAAAAUGUUUUAACCUGCCCAUGGAAGUAAAUAAACAUUUUAUUAAAUACCUACUACAUGCUGCUCAGCCCACUAAAUAGGAAUUUUACAAAUAUUUUUCUAAUUUGAACUUCAUGGCAUCUUUGGGAUCAUUAUUUCACAGUUGAGCAAACUGAGGCAGAAGUGUAAUAACUUGCCUAUGAUCUCACAGUUAGGAAAUGCUCAAGGCCAAAUUGAACUCCAGUCUUCCAGAUUUCAGGACUACAGUCUCAUUCAAUUAAGUCUCCUAGCUGCUUCAUGAUUAUGCAGAUAAUGUAUGAUUGUGCUGAGAUACAGACCUAAGACGUUAAAAUCCACCCAAAUCUUCCAGCUCAUUGAAUCAGGCAGAGAUGUCAGUGUUCUGCCUCUUGAAUUUCAGUGUCAGAAAGUCAGAAUUUAGUUGAUGAACUCAUAAUCUACAAAGAAAAAAAAUUACAGUGAUUGCAGAGACUAUAAAACCCACCUAUAUAUACUUGUAGAUCAGAAGAUUAAUUGCAAAAAUUCUAGUGCAUGCUUUAAUUUUGGAAUCUUGGGGGAAUAAUAAUGUUUGAAACAAAUUCCCCUUUUAUGAAACUCUGGCAAUUGUAUUACUGAAUUCUAAAUGUUUGGAAGCUUCUCAACACCUUACAGGAAGAGAAUUUCACCUACUGUUAAUAAAAUGGAGUUAUCAUGAAAAUAGCAAUGUCUUUUAAUAUAGAAAUAAUUUAACUCUAUCAUCCUGUUCAUGUGAAUAGGAGCAUUGUCAUCACACCUUCCUAGUCAUAUAGGACAAUUCUAAGUGAAGGGGGAGAUCAGCAGUGAGGGAGGAGAUUAUUGUAGUAGAAUUUGAUAUAGACAGCCAAGUAAAAUCUCCUGAUAAAGAGAUAAGAAAAGAUGUCAGCUGGAGAGUUGUAAUGUGCCUAGCAAUGGAUCUUGGCAACAACCUUGGUUCAUUUUUGACCAUAUCCACUUUGGUACUUUUAUUAUUAGUCGCAUAGAAUUAUGCCAACUGACACUGGAGUUUUAUAUCACACCCUUAAGGUGAAGAUAUCAUUAUAUCAUUCAAGGCCACCUAAAAAGAUUUUUCCAGAGAACACUUUUUUAGGGAGAAAGGAAAAUGCCACUAUUUGAGUAAUAAGUUUAUACUUAUAGUUUACAUUUAUUAGCAUUUUUUUUUGUAUUUUUAAAGGAAACAUAUUUGGACUUCUUUGUUUAAUGGAGAAUGAUUUGACUUUAGAAAUGUUGCUGAUUAUGAAAUACAAUCUUCCAUUGAUUUGUUCCUCUAUUUUCCUCAUCAUGAUGAGAAUGUGAUCCCCAGUUAUUAAAGCCCAUGCCAAGUGGUGUGAAUGCUUUAGCUUUAGAUCUUAACAAAUCUAGAAAGGUUUUGGUUAUAGCCCAGAUAUGGGUUCUAUGUUUAUUGUCUAUGAACCAGAUUAGUUAAGUUCAUAACGGCUCAUCACUCAAGACUUGGUCACUUAGGUAAUGAAUAGUUUUGCCCAAAGCACUCAUAAAGUCAUAUAUUCAGAAGACAUUCUCAAGUUGUAAAACAAUCCUGGUCUUUGAAGGAGAGAAGUAAGAGUGUUAUUAAAAUAUUGACUUUUUUCAACAACUUUUCUUCUUUUUCUGGGUUUAAAAAUAGAUCCUGGAUUUCCUUUUGUGUCAGGAUUAUUAGUUAGAUGAGGGAAUUAUUGUAUACCUAGCUUUUUUUUAGAAUUUAGCGAUGUUUAAUCUAUUCCAUACUAUUCUUUCAGAAAAAAAAAUAGGUAUGGGUUAGAUAAUAAUUCAUUUGGCAUAUUUGGAACUGAGUAAAGGAAUCAAAUUCAAA
This is a messenger RNA of Antechinus flavipes (yellow-footed antechinus), 8259 nucleotides long. RefSeq names its product golgi associated kinase 1B (gene GASK1B). Bases 603 to 2141 code for a protein of 512 amino acids. The transcript has 5 exons. NCBI's taxonomy places the organism in Eukaryota, Metazoa, Chordata, Mammalia, Dasyuromorphia, Dasyuridae. Gene Ontology annotation, cellular component: Golgi apparatus. The record is from RefSeq and is a predicted model, not a curated record.